Molecule: messenger RNA, 2445 nt
Organism: Aureobasidium musti
Lineage: Eukaryota; Fungi; Ascomycota; Dothideomycetes; Dothideales; Saccotheciaceae
Source: the annotation of a GenBank genome assembly
AUGGCCGAGACAGAGAGCCUCUCGCCCUUUGGCAAUGCCAGAGCUACCGUUACCGACCAGCCCCUCAGCAAGGAUGAGGUCGACAAGAUCAACCGUUACUUCCAUGCCAGCAUGUACUUGUGCUUGGGUAUGCUCUACCUCAGAGAAAACCCCCUGCUCCAGGAACCUCUCAAAGUUGAGCACAUCAAGCCUCGUCUUCUUGGACAUUGGGGCUCUGAUGCUGGCCAAUCCUUCACAUACAUUCACAUGAACCGCUUGAUUAAGAAGUACGAUCUCGAUGCCUUCUUCGUUUCUGGUCCUGGUCACGGUGCUCCUGCUGUCAUUUCAAACUCCUACCUCGAAGGAGUCUACUCCGAGGUCUACCCCGAUAAGUCUCAGGAUGCCGAUGGCCUGCAGCGUUUCUUCAAGCAGUUCUCUUUCCCAGGUGGCAUUGGCAGUCACGCAACUCCAGAGACUCCUGGCAGUAUCCACGAGGGUGGUGAACNNUUGGUGAGACUCCUACAACCGCAUGAACCGCUUGAUCAAACCCUAACCCCCUUGAAAGGAUAUUCAAUUUCUCACGCCUUCGGUGCCGUGUUCGACAACCCCGACUUAAUUGCUCUGACUGGUCCUUUGGCAACCAGCUGGCAUAGCACCAAGUUCCUCAAUCCCAUUUGUGAUGGUGCAGUUUUGCCUGUCCUCCACUUGAACGGAUACAAGAUCAACAACCCCACCGUCCUUUCGAGAAUCAGCCACGAGGAGCUGAAGGCUUUAUUUGUCGGAUAUGGUUGGGAGCCUUACUUUGUCGAAGGCUCUGACCUUGACACCAUGCACCAAGCAAUGGCUGCCACCUUGGAAAGAGCUGUCACUGAGAUCAAGGCUAUCCAGAAGAAGGCCAGAGAUUCUGGCAAGGCUGAGCGUCCCAGAUGGCCCAUGAUUGUUCUCAGAACACCCAAGGGCUGGACUGGUCCCCGUACCGUCGACGGUCACUUCCUCGAGGGUUACUGGAGAGCUCAUCAGAUUCCCCUCACCAACGUCCUCAAGGAUAACGACCAGCUCGCUCUGCUCGAGAAGUGGAUGCGUAGCUACGAGCCUGAGAAGCUGUUCAAGAACGGCAAGUUCAUUGAUGAGCUUCGUGAGAUCGCUCCUGGUGGCAACCGCCGUAUGAGUGCCAACCCCGUCACCAAUGGUGGUCUCCUACGCGCCAACCUCAGAAUUCCCGACUUCAAGAAGUUCGCACAGACCGUGAAGAAGCCGGCAGCUGAGCAAGCACCCAGCAUGAACCUGUUCGCAGACUUCUUGACCCAGAUUGUCAAGGCCAACCCUAACAACUUCCGUCUGUUCGGUCCCGAUGAGACACAGUCCAACAAGCUCGGCGCCGUUUACGAUGUCACUCAGAAGGUCUGGAUGGCCGACUACUUCGAAGAAGACAAGGAUGGAGGCAACCUUGCUCCUUCCGGCAGAGUCAUGGAGAUCCUCAGUGAGCACACUGUUGAGGGCUGGUUGGAGGGUUACCUCUUGACUGGUCGCCACGGGCUGCUCAACAGCUACGAACCAUUCAUUCACAUCAUUGACUCUAUGGUCAACCAACACGCAAAGUGGCUCGAGAAGUGCAACGAGAUUUCUUGGAGACAGGAAGUCGCCUCGCUCAACAUUCUGCUUACCUCCACUGUAUGGCGUCAGGAUCACAAUGGCUUCACUCACCAGGACCCUGGUUUCCUUGAUGUCGUUGCCAACAAGUCGCCUGAAGUUGUCCGCAUCUACCUUCCUCCAGACGCCAACUGCUUGCUCAGCACCAUGAACCACUGUCUGAAGUCAUCUAACUAUGUCAAUGUUAUUGUUGCCGACAAGCAGAACCACCUUCAAUACUUGAACAUGGAAGACGCCGUCAACCACUGUUCGAAGGGUCUUGGCAUUUGGGACUGGGCUUCAAACAGCCAGCACCAAGAACCCGACAUUGUCAUGGCCAGUUGCGGCGAUGUCAGCACACAAGAGGCUCUUGCCGCUACUGCUCUGCUUCGCGAGUACCUUCCUGAAAUUAAGGUUCGCUUCGUCAAUGUCGUCGAUCUUUUCAAGCUUCAACCCAACGGCUACCACCCCCACGGCCUCACGGAUGCCCAAUACGCAGCCAUCUUCACAGACAACAAACCAGUGAUCUUUAACUUCCAUUCUUACCCAGCCCUGGUUUAUCGUAUGAUCUUCAAGAGGAAGAACAACAACGUCCAUGUUCGCGGGUACAAUGAANAAGGCAACAUCGACACGCCUUUGGAGCUUGCUAUUCGCAAUGAGACUGACCGGUACAGUCUUGCUAUGUUAGCGAUAGAUAACUUGGNNAAGCAUGUGUUGGGCAACAAGGGCUCAUCAGCAAGAGAACACUUCCUUAACACAAGAACUAGCAGCCUGAACUACGCAUAUGAGAACGGUACGGAUCCCGAAGAGUACGAGAAUUGGACAUGGAACUAUUAA